UCAAUAAAUGAUUCAGAGCUUUAGAGAGACAACAUUUGUCAGACUACUUGUUGACAGAAACUAUUCAAAGCUUCUCUUCACCGUUUCAACCGCCACGACCAGACCGAGUACAACAGCUGCUCUACUUCAAACUCCAAAGGAAAUCAUGAGGAUCCAGUUUGCUUUGUUGCUGCUGCUUCCUGCUACUGUGCUCUGCAUCCCCCCGGCUUUGCUGGAGCGCCACAAAAAGUUUAUCAAUCAGCAUGUCAAAGGCGAGAUGAGUGUCAACAGAUGUGACGCUGAAAUAGGAAGCAGAAAUAUCAAAACCAUCAACAAUGAGUGUAAAGAGACCAAUACCUUCAUCGUCUCUACCAACAGUCCAAUCAAGACCAUCUGUGAGAAUGGAAUGCCGCUUGGUAAUGGCAUGAUGAAAAGCACGACCCCCUUCCAUAUUAUCGUCUGCAUUCUGCGAAACCAGGGAGCCAGGCCUCCUCACUGUCAGUACCGGGGUCAAGCUCGCACCAAUUAUAUUGCAAUCAAAUGUGAAGACGGCUAUCCUGUGCACUUUGAUGGGGACAUCUUUUAUUAUGAAAACUGAUGGAGUCAAAGUUGUGAAUGUGUUCUUGUUGAUAAUAAAAUACACUUGACAGCUAA
This is a messenger RNA of Labrus bergylta (ballan wrasse), 633 nucleotides long. NCBI's taxonomy places the organism in Eukaryota, Metazoa, Chordata, Actinopteri, Labriformes, Labridae. The record is from RefSeq and is a predicted model, not a curated record.